Molecule: messenger RNA, 801 nt
Organism: Vitis vinifera (wine grape)
Lineage: Eukaryota; Viridiplantae; Streptophyta; Magnoliopsida; Vitales; Vitaceae
Exons: 2
Coding region: 1-801 (266 amino acids)
Cellular component (GO): nucleus
Molecular function (GO): ubiquitin protein ligase activity
Source: RefSeq, a predicted model, not a curated record
AUGGAUUCUGCAUCUUUUGCCCAGCCACAGUUCAGAGCAAUCAUGGAAGUAGGAUCUCACAGAAGUGUGAGGAGCAGAACAGGUGCUGUUGGGCUGGAUUCUGUUCUGGCAAUCAUGGUAGUGAUGGGGGAACUUUGGCCUGGAAUCAUGGACUUGCUUUACCUUAUUUGCAUGGGAGCAAUAUCAGUAGAGGUUCUAGAGAUGCUUGGAAUGUGGGUAUACAGGGAUAUCAUGAUACAUCUAGUGGCUGAAGUUCCACAAAUUACCUUCAACCUCCUGUCCUUCACCGGCAACCAUUAUCUUCAUUAUCCACCACCACCACUGCUGCAAGGAGCAAGAAGCCAUUUCCACCCUCAAGUAGUGGCAUCUUCGUAUAGACUUGCCACAAUUAGUUCACGUGAUCCUCUGCCUCCUCAGGUUGGUGUAGAGGCAGGGCCCAGGCAUCCAGGUCCUGUUCCACCUACUGGAAUUAGGAUAUACCCAUCUCAUCGAGGGGGAGUCGCACCUGAGGCAACAUCGAGACAUGGUAAUCUUCCUUACUUGAGAAUGCUCCCAGCAGAAGUUGUCAUACUAGAUCUUUCAGCAUUUUAUGAAGUAGGGGAAGUAAGCACUGGGUUGUCAGAGGAAUCCAUCACAAAUUGUCUAAAAACUAGAACUUAUAUAUCUUCAAGUUGUCUCAAUCUGAAAGAGGCUGCAAGUAUGGAUCAGGAAAAUGAUUCCUGCAUUAUAUGCCAGGAGGAGUAUCAGAAUCAUGAAAAGAUUGUAUUUCUUGAUUGUGGGCAUGAGUACCAUGCAGAUUGA